Molecule: messenger RNA, 1725 nt
Organism: Neohortaea acidophila
Lineage: Eukaryota; Fungi; Ascomycota; Dothideomycetes; Mycosphaerellales; Teratosphaeriaceae
Product: putative P450 monooxygenase
Exons: 2
Coding region: 1-1725 (574 amino acids)
Molecular function (GO): heme binding; iron ion binding; oxidoreductase activity, acting on paired donors, with incorporation or reduction of molecular oxygen
Source: RefSeq, a predicted model, not a curated record
AUGAGCGUAUGGGACGUGUGCAGAGAUGCUCUGCAUACCACUACCCCCACCGCGAUAGCAAUCUUCACCGCAAUCACCAUUGCAACCCUCCUAAUCACCCGCAUAUCAUCCAGCAGCCCGGUUGGUGCGCCUUCUAUCCAAAGACAAGAUGGCACUUCUCAGCUCGUUCCCAGAGUACCCUACUGGAUUCCAAUCCUCGGCCAUCUUCCCAAUCUCGUCUUCAACGCAACCGACUUUUUCGCACAUCUGCGCAAGACGUACCCCGACGGAAUAUUCGCCCUCAGUAUCCUGGGCAAGCAGCACAGCGUGAUCCACACCCCGGGCCUGACAACCGCCCUCAUUCACACAAAGUUGGAGAAUGCCACUUUCGAAGAAACCAGCGAAACCUUCCUGCAACGCGUCUUUGGCUUUCCAACCAAGAGCAUGACCAAAUGGUAUGCCGCCAGGGAUGAGUUGAUGGCGUGCUACAAGACUCUCCUCUCCGAGCCUUCUCUCGGCCACAUGGUGGACAAGACUGCCACGAAAGCACGGGAGAAUAUAGUCAACCUGGUCAGUUUCGCUGGUAGCCCUGUCGAUGAGAUGCCAUGGGAGCGAAAUGGAGACAUCAGAAUUACCAAAAAUGCCGCGGGGGAGGAAGUGGUGGAGGCGAGUCUGCUACCCCUGAUUCGCGACUUCUGUGCCCACACCGCCAUUCCCACGUUAAUGGGCUCGGAUUUCCUCGUCAAUUUCCCUGACUUCCCGACUUCGCUUUGGACGCUCGAUGCUGGCUUCAUCCUCCUCGCUACCGGUCUGCCCCGCUGGCUGCCCGUCCCCGUACUCACACGAGCGCACAUUGCGAAGAAACGAAAUCUAGAUUGGAUUACGCAAUUCGAACGGGCGUUGGAGAAGCAAGCCAAUGGCCAAGAUCCGGGGACAGAAUGGAGGAAUAUCGGCGAAGAAGGGGACGUGGGUUCCUUGGUAAUGGCGAGAUUAGAGGUCUACCGCAAACACAACUGGACCUGUCCCGAGCGCGCAGCAAUCGAGCUUUCCCUCCUCUGGGCCGCAAACGCAAACUCCAACUCCCUCGUCUUCUGGAUGAUCGUCCGCAUCUGCGCCGACCCUGACUUGCUAACAAAGAUCCGCGAGGAGUUCGCUCCCUACAUCCACGCCGUGCAGCCGCAAUCCGACCUUCCCAUCCCCGAAGCUCCCCGCAUCGACAAGUUGGACGUCGACGGCCUCUGCGCUCAUUGCCCUCUGCUGAAAAGCUGCUACAUCGAGUGCUUGCGCGUCGACACGGCGUCGUGGUCGUUCAAGGUCGUCAAGCAGGAUUUCGUGCUGCAGGCGCGGGAGAAGGAGGCGCAGGCGUGGCUUCUGCGCAAGGGGCAGUAUGCCCAUGCCGGGCACGAUUUGCACAAUAUGGACCCUGCGUACUUUCCCGAGCCGGAGGUUUGGAAGGUGGAAAGGCAUAUCAAGUAUGAGGAGGCGGAGGGAGAGAAGCGAGGGGUUGCGAAUAUGGGGUCCAUCCGGCCGUAUGGAGGAGGACAUAGCAUGUGCAAAGGCCGAUCGUUUGCCUUCAAAGAGUGCAUACUGUUCGCGGCUGUCAUUCUUGCUCUCUGGGACAUUGAGCCGGCUGGGGGCGGUGCAUGGCAGAUUCCGAAACACAGACGAGCAACGGGAGUGUAUGGCACGGGCGACAAUGUGCGCGUAUGGUUGAAGCGGAGGAAACUUCCUCCUGCAGAGGGAUAG